This is a messenger RNA of Dermatophagoides pteronyssinus (European house dust mite), 3399 nucleotides long. RefSeq lists its product as uncharacterized. Gene Ontology annotation, molecular function: ubiquitin-protein transferase activity; zinc ion binding. Gene Ontology annotation, biological process: protein ubiquitination. The record is from RefSeq and is a predicted model, not a curated record. Lineage: Eukaryota; Metazoa; Arthropoda; Arachnida; Sarcoptiformes; Pyroglyphidae.
CUGAAAAAAACCAAACGCAACAUAUGAUUUGUCUGUGUUAGUCUGUGUUUUGUUUUUUGUGGCUUGCUUGAUUUGUUUUUGAUUUCAAUUUCGACAAUUUUGACAAUUCAAUCAAUCAAUCAAACAACGAAUUAUGAACGAGAUCAAUGUACCGACAAAAUUAUCGGUUAAAACCGAUCAACAAUUGGAUUCGACAAAUGAUGGACAUCAAAUAAUCAAUGAUAAUGAUGGUUCAUGUUCAUAUUAUUCAUUAACAUCAUCAACAUCGACAUCUACGUCAUGUGAUAAUUUUCCACUAAAUAUUGCAUCUGAUUCAAAUAAUAUUGAAUUUUAUAAUCAUAAUCAUCAUAUUUCAUAUGAAUCAUUGAAUAAUAAUGAUAAAUCAUCAUUUAUAAAUCAUUGUUUAAUAACUACAAUUAAUAUGGAUCAAUAUGAAAAUAAGAAUGAUGAUGAAGAAUGUAUUAUACAUGUAUUUCAUAAAAUUGAAUCAUUAUUAAUGUCAAAAUAUCCUGAUCAUUGGGAAAUGUUGAAUUAUUUAUUUCGUGAUGAACAAUGUAAUAAUAUUGUAAAAGCAGAAAAAUUUAUUACAAAUGAUUGUUUAUGUGAAUAUAUUUGUCUGUUACAACAAUUAUUUCGAUUGAAAAAUAAUUCCGAACAAACAAAUGAUGAUCAAAGAGAUCAACAAGAAAUUUAUAAUCGAAUACGAUUAUUUUGUAGAAAAUUAAUGGCUAAAUAUCCUAAUAUUGUUUCAAUGUUUAUACCACAAUUAGCAAGUCUAUUGAAAAUGAAUAAUAUUGAUAAUGAUAAUUCAACAAACAAUGGUGUUGGACCUAAUCUUUAUUUUUCAAAUGUGAUUAAAACAAAUUUAUUCUAUUCAGAUUCAAAUCAAAUUGAAGUGCCUAUAUCCGAUAAGGAUUUAUAUCAAUUAAUCAAUUGGCUAUAUCCAGGUUAUAAUCUACCAAAACUUUUUCAAUUUAUUGAAAAUGCACGUCAUAUUUUGAAAGAUGAUUUAAGCCAUUUAUUUAACAACCAAAACAACAACAACAACCAAAAAAAUAAUCAUUAUCUAAAUAAUGGUAGAUCUUCAUCUCGUACCGAUCCAUUUAGUUUACAAUAUACAAUGCCUAUUAUUGAUCAUUUGUUAUUGUUUAUUUUGCAUGAAAAUCCACCAUGUAAACAAAGUAAAUCAACAACAACAACAACAACAACAAAUUACAAUACAAAUGAUAAUAUAAAUGUUCAAGCAAAUAAACGUAUGAUUGUUUUUUGUUUACGUGCAACAAUAUUUGAACAAACAUUACAAUGUUUUAAUCAUUGGAUUCAACAAUUUAAUGCAAAUAUUAUUAAUACUAAUAAUAUUGAUGAUAAACAACAACAACAACAAUCAUCAACAUCGAUAAAUGGUAAAGAUUGUCAUUUGUCAUCUGUGGAUAGAAAAGAUAACAUUGAUGGUAAUGAUUAUAAUGGUAGCCGAUUAUGGUCAUCAUAUCUUGUUAAUCAAUUAUAUAGAUUGGCCAUUGAUCUAGCAUUGUUAUGUUCAUCAUUUAAUCAUUUGGAUUUAGUUAAUCAAUUUUUAAGUCUUCAUGUUGCUGAUCUCGAUUUAACAGAAAAUUUAGAAUGUGCAAUGAAAGCAAUAAAUUUUGAAUUAAAUGAUGAAAAUGGUACAAUGUUUAAUGAACAUCAUUAUUUACCUGCUGCUGUUGGCCAAACAUUAACCGAUAAUCAUCAACAAUCAUCACAAAUUGUUGUUAUUGAUCAAUCGGAUUCCCUUGAUGAUGAUGAUGAUAAUGAUUCAUUAGAUUCAUUCAAUAUGCAACUUCAACCAGAAAAUUCUAAUAAUGAUAAUGAUAAUGAUACAAAUAAUGAUUUAAAUCAAAUGACAUUAAUGUUAAUCAAACGACAAUUAUUGGAAAAAAUACAAAUGAAUGGUCAACGUUUAGAAGCACCAAUCAAUAAUCGAUGGUCAUUUGAUGAAUGUUGUAUUUGUUGUGAAAAUCGUUGGCUUCUUAAACGUAUUUGUUGUUGUUCAUCUGGUGCUUGUUUAUCUUGUUUAAAUCGUUAUUAUACUGAACGAAUUCGAAUGGGACAAUUAAGUAUUGAAUGUAUUGGCCCUGGUUGUAAAUCAUUAAUCUAUCGUGCUGAAGUAUUGGCACGUUUAAAUGGUGAUAAUAAAGCAUUAUAUGGUAGAUUAUUAUUAAGUCAAUCAAAUGAAUCGGAUAGAAUUCGACCAUGUCCACGUUGUAAUCGUUUAUAUACAUUAUCAAGUAAACAUCAUACCAAAAUGAAAUAUGUUGAUAGAAAUUUAUUAUUUAAACGAUUAUUGAUGUGUGGUUUGGCAGCUCGUUUAUCAGCAAAACAAUCCAAAUCCUUCAAAGUAAAAUGUGAAGCAUGUCAUUAUGAUUGGUGUUUUAAAUGUCAUAGUCCUUGGCAUGAAGGCAUUUCUUGUAGUGAUUAUAUUCGUGGUGAUCGUUUGCUUAAAACCUGGGCUAAACAUUCUGAUUUGAUAACUGGUGAUGUUAAUGCUCAAAAAUGUCCAAAAUGCAAGAUUUAUAUACAACGUAUAAAUGGUUGCGAUCAUAUGCAUUGUAUUCGUUGUAAAUCGGAUUUCUGUUAUCGUUGUGGUGAUUCUAUUCGUCAUGUUCGUUUUUUUGGUGAUCAUUAUUCUCGUUUUAGUGUUUUUGGUUGUAAAUAUCGUUAUAAACCGAAAAAUCCAUUACAAAGAAAAUUUGUUCGUGGUGCUGUAUUGGGUAGUAAAUUAAUGGUAUUACCUGUUUUGACUACUGUAUGUCUUUGUACUGGAAUUUUAGUUCUUGCAUUUGGUGUUGCUGCUAUGCCAUUUAUUGGUGGUAUUUAUUGUUAUAAUUAUGUUCGUAAUCAACGUCACCGUACAAUGGUACAUCUUUAUAAUUAUAGCAUUAAUCGUCAAGAUCGCCAUAUCCAACAUCCACAGAAUCCACGUACAAUUGCCAUUAUCAAUGAUGGAAAUAAUCAAUCUAUUUCUUCAUCGGAUAUUAACAAUGAUCAUCAGGAUAAUAAUAUUGUUGUAAUCAAUGUUAAAGAUUGGCAAUCUAUGUAUGUAGAAUCACUUCCAGAAAAUAUUACAAAAAACAAUGAUAAUGUUGAUUCUUAAUUUUGUUUUCUGGUUAUCUUCAUCCAUACAUUCAUUCAUUCAUUCAUUUUGUUUACUUUGCCAUUUGUUUCCAUUUUAAAAUAAUCACAUCGAUACCCAUUCCAUCGAAUUGUUAAUAUUUGUGAUCAAUUUUUUUAUCAUUUUUUUCCACCUAAUUUUCAAUUUUAUGAUCUCGACACUGUUUACAAAUGUUUGUGUGUGUACUUCACUUGUUGUUAUUUGACUUAAUUUGUUUUGAAUUUUCAAAAAUUAAAAUUUUCAAAAAAGUU